CGACAACGCCUGUGUAACGACACAACUGUAGAUUUGAUCUCGGAAUUUAUUCAUACAGUACCCUACUGUCAAGGCAUACGGAUUCGUUAAUUUCAACAGGACUUAACGAUUAAAAAUGGUCGAAAGUGGUGUUCGAAAUCGGACGAAGCGUUCUGACACUGCAAACCGUCGUCGACCGCGCAGAAUACUGUCGUUACCCACUCCUCUGUUGAGACGGAUGGCCAGAAGAAUGUCCCUAAGCUCAGAAUUGGUUAAUGACACCGUUCGAGUCCUUGAUAAUGAUACGGAGAUACGGAACCUAGAGUUAAUGGUGGCCACGGCACCGUUAACGCUCAUUAGGGAUAAUCCCAUGACUUGGACGUUGUUCAUGAGGGGCUUCGGAGUCGCGCGUUAUUUGAUGCAGAUGGGUAGUGACCUGCAGCGGGGCCGGCAGGAACAAGAUCCACAUGCUCAGUCUGAGGCUCCUCUGCAUAACCCGCCAACGACAGAAGAGAUCAUACCAUUAUCAGUGUUGUUGGCGAACGAGGAUUCGACAUCGACGGUGCAGGAUUUAGACCUGUUUACUGAGACGUUGGAAGUGGAACCAACCUCGCCGGAGGUGGUACCUUCAUUAGAGGAAGGACGUUUAAGAGAGAUGGAUGCGUCAGUGGAGGAAGCUGUGAUACCCGUAGACGAGGAUACUAUGCCUCCAUGGUUUGAAGAGGCUUUGGCAGAUGUUGAUCAACCCGAGUCGAUCGAGCAGCCCGAUUCGAUGGAACCGUCCGGGUCUAUUGAACAGCCCGGGCCGAUGGAGCAGCCUCAGCUUAUACGGGCGGAGGAGGAAAUUGUACCGCCGUUAUUGGAGCGGGAUUUGGCAACGGAACAUUAUUAUAUCUUUGACGCAGAUGACCUAACAUUAUGAACAAUAACCUCCAGCUAUAGUACGGUGGAAAUAAAAACUACUCCAACACCGACCAGUAUAUUUUAUGAUUUUUUAUUUUAACAUAUUUAUUAUUAAUAUUAAUGAACAAAUCGCU
Messenger RNA from Aphis gossypii (cotton aphid), 1016 nucleotides. RefSeq lists its product as uncharacterized. NCBI's taxonomy places the organism in Eukaryota, Metazoa, Arthropoda, Insecta, Hemiptera, Aphididae. The transcript is spliced from 2 exons. The coding region runs from base 116 to 901 and encodes 261 amino acids. The record is from RefSeq and is a predicted model, not a curated record.